GUGACGGGUGACGGAGCGGUUCGGGGGUUGCUGCGUGCGGCCUUAGCAACCGAGGUCGCGCUUCUCCUCGAUCCUGCGACUGGGCCGAGCGCCGGCUGAGACGCCGAGCCCCCGUUUAGCCCAGCCAUGCUGGAGGGACUGGCAGCCUGGGUGCUAAACACUUAUAUUGGCAAAUAUGUAAAUAACCUCAACACAGACCAGCUCUCCAUUGCCCUGAUGAAAGGUGCUGUUGAAUUGGAAAACCUCCCUCUGAAGAAAGAUGCCCUCAAAGAGUUAGAUUUACCUUUUGAGGUGAAAGCAGGUUUUAUUGGGAAGAUAACAUUGCAGAUCCCGUUCUAUCGGCCUCAUGUGGAGCCAUGGGUAAUAUCCAUCUCUAGACUCCAUCUGAUUGGAGCACCUAUUAAACAGUCUGAUUUUGAUGAAGAGGCUGAACGUUCACAGGACAGGAAGAGAAAGUGUGAAUUGCUGAAUGCUCUGGAGGCAAAAUGGAAGAGAGACCAACAGCAGAAAGGGGAAUCUUACUGGUACUCGGUUACUGCUUCCAUAGUUACCAGAAUAGUGGAAAAUGUGGAGAUGAAUGUUCGAGAUGUUCAUUUGCGUUUUGAGGAUGAAAUCACUAACCCUGAACAUCCAUUUGCUUUUGGGAUCUGUAUCAAGAGUGUGUCUGUGCAGAAUGCAGAAGAUGAAUUGGUAGAGAAGUCCAUAAGAAAGAAGAGACUAAAGAUUGAAGAUUUCAGUAUUUAUUGGGAUAUGGACUGUGAAUUACUAGGAGAUGUUUCUGCUUCUGAACUCCAGGACGCAAUGGAUCAUUGCCUGGAAAACAGAGAUCACAAGUAUAUACUUGAACCCGUCUGUGCUUCUGCGCUUUUAAAGAGGAACGGAACCAAAGAACCAUUACGUUCCCGCAGUACACCACGUAUUGAGUGUGAUGUCAAGUUGAAGACAAUCCCAUUAAAACUGUCACAGAUGCAGUACCAGCAGUUGAUGACAUUCUUGAAAGAAACGGAAAGAAAGGAAAGGCAACUUAAACUAAGAAAAUGGAGACCUAAAGUUCCUAUCAAAUCAAAUUCUCGCGAGUGGUGGAAUUUUGCUCUGAAUGCCCAUCUUGCUGAAAUUCGUGAGCAGAGGAAGCGAUUAAACUGGACCUUUGUAUUACAACGAGCAAGGGACGCAGUGUUCUAUACAGAGAAGUAUCAUCAAAAGCUGAAAGGAAAUCUGAAUUCAUUAGAAGAAGAGGAGGAACUGGAGCGAAUUGAGGAUGAACAGAGUUUUGAAGAGCUGAAAAUCCUGCGAGAAAUUGUGUUUGAGCAGUUCAGGAAGCAAGAUAUACUAGCAGAGAAAGUUCGGGAGCCUCUAUCAGAACCUCUGGCUUCUUCCUCACAUUCCAAGUCAGUGCAGGAAAAUCGUAGUGGCAUGAUCCAGUAUCUACAGUCUUGGUUCCCUGGGUGGGGUGGCUGGUAUGGCUACUCUCAAAAUUCUCAGCAAAUGGGGCAGGGUGUAACUGUAGAAGGUCUCACACCUGAAGAGCAGCAGCAGUGGAAUCCAGAAGAGUCCAUAGAUGGCGAUGAGCUCUUUAAUACAAUGACAGAUACAUCAGGCAUGAAUACGUUCACAAGGAGAGACCAUGUUUUUAUUAAACUGAACUUCCUGCUACAAAGUGGAACCAUCAGCUUGCUCCGACAUGAAAGGGAGAUUAGUCUUAGUGCGAAAGAAACUGCUUUUGUGGAACUAGAGGUUUCAGGAGUAAAAAUUGGUGUGGAGUCCUCACCUCGCACAGAAUCUUCCUUGUUCUCUAUCCAACUGGGAGGCUUGUUCCUGCGAGACUUGGCAACACAGGGUUCCUUAUUCCCUGUCCUAGUUUCACCCAAACCAGAAAAAGACGCUGCGAGCUUAUCACAGACAUUAGGUAUGCACUCCACCUUGUCUGAAAAAGCCAAUCUUCAUCCAGCUUUUUAUUCUCCAUGUAAGUUGCCACCAGUAUUUGAAAUGAUCUAUGAGAAAAAUCCAGUAUGCAGUAACUAUGAGAGAAGAUUGGAAGUCAGCACUCGACCCCUCAACAUCAUCUAUAACCCUUUAGUGAUCAAGAAAGUUGCUGAUUUUUUCUACAAGGGCAAAGUGCAUACCUCAGGCUUUGGUUACCAAUCAGAACUAGAGCUACGCGUGGCAGAAGCUGCUAGAAGACAAUACAAUAAGCUCAAGAUGCAAACGAAGGCGGAGAUCAGGCAAACCAUCGAUCAGCUGUUGGUGGGAGAAUUCAUUGAAAAUGAUAAACGUUGGAUGAUGAAUUUAGAUAUUUCUGCUCCUCAAGUUAUUUUUCCAGAUGAUUUCAAAUCUGCAGAUUCCUUGCUGGUAGUUGUGGAUCUGGGUCGAAUUCUGCUAACAAAUUUUCGAGAUGAGCCCAAGAGCAGAGCCAGCGUCAGACUUUCUGUUCCAGAGGAGGAACUCAGUGAUGAUGAAUACAAGACACCACUAGCCACACCACCCAACACACCACCUCCAGAGCCCAGCUCUGAUGCUGGGUCAAAGUCCACAGAAUUCCUUGGUUUAGGAUUUACUGAGGAGCAGCUGCAGCAACAUUUUAUUAACAAUAAGCUUUAUGAGAAAUACUCACUGUCCUUCAUGGAUAUGCAGAUUAUGGUUGGGCGGGUCAUGGAUAACUGGAAGCAUGCUCAGGAUAGUGAAGUUGGGCCAACACAUGUUGUUGAGAAAUUUAAUGUGCUGCUACAAUUGGAGCGACGAUUAAUGUACACCUCUGACCCAAAUCGUCCUGGAGCCAUGCUUUGUGGCACUCUGCCUGAACUUAAAAUACAUGUAAAUGAGGAUAAAAUCAUGGCAUUGCGCAAUUUUUUGUCAAGGAUGACCACUUCCGAGAAUCAGCAGCUAUCAUGUGAGCAGCAGUCAUUGCGGCGAGAAAAAAUCUUCAAUAAAGUGGAUAGCCGGAGCAAGCUACUGGAUUCAAAGAUGAGUCUAACACAGAGUGUGAUGUCACUUGAGCAACAUACCCGUGAGGUUCUGGUUGAGUCAAAGCUACUCAUUGCAGAGUUCAAAAUUAAUUACAUGCAGUUAGGGGUGGAGAGUUGUGGACGUUACAUAUCUGUGCUAAAAGUUUUUGGCAUUAAUUCCAACUUUGUGAAGAGGCCUUAUGAUAGUGAGGUGACACUGUCUGUACAUGGUUUGCUGUUGGUGGACACGGUACAGACAUAUGGGACUGACUUUGAUUUGCUGAUGGCAUCUCACAAAAACUUGAGCUUUGACAUUCCCACAGGAAGUCUUCGUGAUAGCGGAGCCCAGUCUCCAAUCUUUCCUCACCCUACUGUCACUUCACUGGUCAAUAAUGAUAUCUCACUAGUUAAAAAUAAAAUCACAUUGAGCAACUCAGCAGCACUGGAUGAGCAAGUACCUCCAUCGUCUACUGCUCAGGACCAGGAUGUCCUGAUUAAACUGGAAUAUCAGUUUGUGAGCUCCAAUUGCCCUUCUAUGAAUUUGGAUAGCUCUUUACAAGUCAUGUCUUUGCAGGUCAACAAUCUGGAUAUUAUCCUUAAUCCAGAAACUAUGGUUGAACUCAUUGGCUUUCUACAGAAGUCCUUUCCAAAGGCCAAAGAAGAUGCAACUCCAGAGUCUCCACUUAUUGAUCCAGCAAUGAGUUUUGAAGAUGGAGAGUCUAUUCAGUCUACCUACGAUCAAAAUACACAAGUGGCAGUAGAAAUCCAUCGGCUAAAUGUGUUACUUCUCCGGACUGUUAGGCUAACAAGUGGGGAGAAACUGGGAAGAAAAAUUGCUACAGCUAGUAUCAAUGGCACCAAGGUAAAUGUUUCAAUGGGCAGUCGAUUUGAAAUGAAUGGAUCUCUUGGCUGCCUUCAGUUACUGGACUUGACACAAGAUGAAAUAAAAAAUCAUUUUGUAGUAAGCAUUGGAAAUACAGAAGCAUAUGAAACAGUUAGUGAUUUUGGGUUCUUUCAGUCUAUCAUGAGGUCUGAAACUGAGCUGAAUCGUAGUGAAGCUUUGAGCUUUACAUUUAUUGAAAAAUCACAAGAGGAGUUUAUGUUGAGUCUGCACAUGGCAUCAUUACAUUAUAACCAUUCACCAAAAUUUCUUAAGGAACUUUCCUUAUCCAUGGAUGAACUUGAAGAUAACUUCCAAAAUAUGCUAAAGAGUGCAGCUUCCAAAGUCUCCACUGUCCUGGUAAACAAAACAGCUGAGUACAGUGAGAUGGUUUUACUUUUUGAAAAGCCACGUAAGUCAAGGGAUAUGUUUGAGCUUGAUGAUGAUGUUAAUGCUGGGAUGGAAGCUCCUGAGGAUAACCCAGUGAAAUUAAUCUUGAACAUUAACAUUGAGUCACCUGUGGUUGCAGUCCCACGGAAGCCUGGAAGCUGUGAGCUAUUGGUUGGACACUUGGGCCGGACUUCAAUCCAGAAUUUUGUAACUGGUGAAGAUGAUUCUGGGAGGGACCGACUACAAGUGGAAAUUAAAGAUAUCAAAAUGUACUCCCUCAAUAACAGCGUGCACUGUUCCAAGACCGAUGCCAGUGAAUCUCCUCAGUCAGCUUCUGGUGCUGCUAGCACCUCCAGUCAGGAAGAAAUGCAUUUCACACGACAAAAUUUCUUUGAUUCUGUGCACAAGGGUCAAGCCUUUCAUAUCCUGAAUGACACCACAAUCCAGUUCGUUCUAGAGAAAAUCCCAGUCGACACAGAUCCAGGGUUAUCAUUUCCAGCUGUAAAUUCUUCAGAUUCCUUUGAAAUAACCAAUAAAAUGAAGAUAGAAGGAAAAUUUGUCAAUCCUUUGAAGGUAACAUUAGCGAAGCAUGUUUAUGAACAGGUCCUACAGACACUGGAUAACCUGACAUACAGCGAGGACCUCAGCAAAAUCUCACAUAGUUCAACUGCUGAUGUGUCAGACCACCAUAAUGUUCCUUCACCGCUGAGAAGCCUUAAAAUCUCUGAUCUUCAACGAGAAUGGAAAGAGAGUGGUCUUUUUGGCCGAGUGAGCUAUCCAUCCACUCCCGUUGAUUCCUUUCCAAUUCCAGAGUCAAAAUCAUUCACUCAAAUUCAAGCUAAUUUCUGCAUCUCUGAGUUACAGAUUCAGUUGUGUGGUGAUCUUGCACUGGAAGCGCAAGGAUUGGUUAGUUUAAAGUUUAAAGACUUUGAAGUUGAAUUCAGUAAAGACCAGCCUCAUACUCUGUCUAUUCAGGUAGCUUUGCGGUCACUACUGAUGGAAGAUUUACUGGAAAAAAAGACAGACUCUAAGUACAAGCAUUUAAUGGUGUCCAGAGGAGCACCCAAGCCUUCCAGCUUUACACAAAAGGAAUAUUUGUCCCAGUCUUGUCCUUCUAUCUCCAAUGUAGAGUAUCCUGAGAUGCCACGAUCCCUCCCAGCCCACAUGGAAGAGGCACAGAAUGUGUUCCAGUUUUACCAACGGCCAUCCUCUACACAAAGAAAACAUAAAGAAGACAAAGAUUCAGAAUGCCUUCGGACCCCUCCACCAUCCCCAAGAUUGAAAAGCUCUAAGGCGUGCUGUACCAGAACAAAUUUUGAUGAUUCAUUAGUGCAUAUUAAUAUUUUUCUUGUGGAUAAGAAACAUCCUGAAUUUUCCACACGUUACAAUAAGGUCAACAGGAAUUUGGAUGUGGACUUCAACUGCUUGGAUGUGCUGAUUACACUUCAGACCUGGGUAAUGAUUUUGGAUUUUUUUGGGAUUGGAUCAACAGCCACCAAUCAUGGCUUGAAACCCCCUGUGGAAGAACUUCAACCUCAGGCAAGACCUGAUGAGACAGAUGUGUCAUCUGAUGCUCGCCAGGAGCCAGUAAACACAAAGUUAGAUCUGAAGGUUCACUCGCUGUCUCUGGUGUUAAAUAAGAAGACAAAUGAACUUGCCAAAGCCAAUGUGUCCAAACUGGUGGCACAUCUUGCAUUGAUAGACAGAGACUUUGCUUUGCAAGGCAGUCUUGGCAGCCUUUCAUUAAGUGAUUUGACAUCUCAUGGAGAGCUGUAUAGGGAGCGCUUCACCACCAGUGGCAAAGAGGCACUAGUGUUCAACAUUUACAAGUAUGGCCGAGCAGAUCCAUUGCUACACCGAGAUUGUGACAUGAGAGUGAGUUUCCAGAUGGCAUCGGUGCAAUAUGUGCACACCCAACGCUUCCAGGCCGAGGUGGUGGCAUUUGUACAGCACUUCACGCAACUGCAGGAUGUACUGGGGAGACAGAGGGCAGCCAUAGAGGGGCAAGCGGUGCGAGAUAAGGCACAGAGGGGCUCUCGAAUCCUGCUUGACAUCGAGGCUGGUGCACCAGUUCUCCUGAUUCCAGAAAGCUCCAAAUCGAACCAGCUGAUUGUGGCAAACCUUGGUAAACUAAAAGUGAAGAACCGAUUCUUGUUUGCUAGGUCGCCUGGGACAUUCUCGCUACGAAACAAGGAUUCUGAGAAUUCAAACCUGUGUGAAGAAAUAUACCAUGAGAAGACAACCAUUCCUUGUAGACCCGACAAAUUUAGCUCUGGUGCCAGCUCCUCCGGUAAAGCUCACCUUAACAAGCCACAUAAUAUAUCUGAGGCUGGCGCAAAAUGGAAAACGCAGGAAGGACAACAUGAACAGCCACAAGUUGUGGAGCUAACGGAAUCCAAGGAAGAUCAUAUCUGCCUGUUGGACUGCAUUGUAGUUGACCUACAAGACAUGGAUAUCUUCACUGCUGAGAGACACCCCAGAGACCGUGCUGGAAGGCCUGAGAACUGUGGAUCAGACCUUCUUUUCCCAUCUUACGUCGUCAGACAUGUUGAUGGGAAUCUGCUGAAAGAACGAUGCUGUCUAAAACUACAAGUUGAACGGAACCUGGAUAAGGAGAUCAGCCAUACAGUCCCUGAUAUGGCUAUCCAUGGCAGUUUGUCAUCAGUUCAUUGCUCCCUGGAUCCUAGUAAAUACAAGUUAAUCCGUGGAUUAAUACAGAACAAUUUAGGAGAACCUAUUGAAGAGUUCAUGAGGCCAUUUGAUUUACAGGACCCCAGCAUACAUACAGUUCUCAGUGGAGAAGUUUAUACAAGCAUGUCCUUUCUCAUCGAUAUGAUGAAUGUUAGCUUGGAGCUCCUAGAAUCAAAGGGCAAGAAUACAAGCAGUACUUCACUGGCAAGAUUCGAUUUCAAAAAGUCAAAAUUACUUUACGAGAGUUUUUCAAAUGCGACCAAGUCUGUAAAUCUGGUCUCUCACUCAAUGAUGGCUUAUGACACACGAAGCACUGGACAAGCAAUGAACCCUAACAUCAAAACAAAUGUAUUUCGAUGCAUUUUGGAUGCAUCAAAGAGUGGUGGCAACCAAGCCUCCCUACAAAUGGAGCUGCAUUACAGGUCGACCAGAGAUGCUUCAAGUUUCACUGUGGUUCUGAAUAACCUGCGUGUUUUUGUCAUAUUUGAUUGGUUGAUGCUUGUGCGGGAUUUCCUGCAAACUUCUGACAGCCCAAAAAAGCCAGAAAAUGUCUCACCUGCUCGUGAACGAAAAGUUGGUAAUGAAGUCCUGGUUCCCAAAACUGUGAAGUAUGGAGUCAUUACAAAACGUUCUUCUGUGCCAAUGCCAAAUGAGAAGUACUUGGAAGUGAAAAUCAAUGUAACUGGUACUGAAUUUGUUGUGGUUGAGGACAUGUCAUGCCAUGAUACAAAUGCAGUCAUUCUGAAGGCAACAACUGUGCUCACCUAUAAGCCACGACUAGUGGAUCGACCAUUCUCUGGUAGUCUUGGAGGAAUUGAGGUAUUUUCAUGCCGCCUUGGCAAUGAGCAAGAAACUGCAUUGUCCAUUAUUGAUCCUGUAAAUGUGCAGAUAGAAUUGAUUGGAAAUCCUACCUACCAGAAGAGCUCUGGUCUGCUGGACGCCUUUGGAAGUGAGGAUUUCCCACCAGUACUUGAGAUUCAAUUCUCUAGUCUUGAUAUCAGACUUUCAUACAAUGAUGUGCAGCUUUUCCUGGCAAUAGUCAAGUCCAUACCUAAGCAAACCACUACAGUGCCUCUUGUGCCUAAUCUUGAGUCAGUGAAUGGCAGCACCAACUCAGUUCGUUUGACUGGCAGCUCAACAGCAGGAUCUGGGAAAAGUAGACAUGAAAUGGAUCCUGUCCUUGAGUUGCAGCUGGAUCGACUCCAAGACCUUGGAUUUAACCUGGAUGAUUGCCGUAAAGCAUUGCUGCAAUCCAAAGGUCAACUGAAUCAAGCAGCUAUGUGGUUGUUUAAGAAUGCUGAGCCGGUGUCAGCAAGUGCAGCGACAGUAGGCAGCAAUGGCCGUGGAGCAGGUGCAGCAUCACUGAUUUCUGGGAUCGAGAUGAAAGCUGAGAACAUCUGUAUCUGCUUGAUUGAUGACUGCAUGGAUUGUGAUGUACCUCUUGCUGAACUUACCUUUUCAAGACUAUACUUCCUCCAGAGAAUAGGAUCAAACCCAGAGGGGUCUGCUAAUUUUACUCUUUCCGGAGAUUAUUACAACCGUGAGUUGUCAGGCUGGGAACCUUUUGCUGAGCCUUGGACAACUUUCCUGAGUUGGCAGCAACAAGCAGCGAGCCGUCUUCACCCACCUCGCCUUAAGUUGGAUCUCCAGACAAAACAACGGCUUGACAUCAACAUCACGUCUGUUCUGAUGGAGCAGUACAAAAGGACGAAAGCCUCCUGGAUUGCUGACUAUUGUAAAGAAGAAAGUGAUCAUUCCGAAACAUCCCAGCGGAGGACUGGAAUACACAUCGAACCAUUACUUGGACACAGCAGCCCUCUUGCCUGUCUUAGAACUAGAAGCACUGCCAGUCUGACAAACCUAGAGCGGCAGAUAUUUGCCAGAGCAGAAGAGAAGAUACCUAAGCGACGGCAACCAUUUGUGCCAUAUGCUCUCAGGAAUCAUACAGGAUGUACCAUGUGGUUUGCAACACUUACAACCACUCCAACAAGAGUGGCCCUGUCUCACAGUGAAAGCCCAGGGUAUAUACAUGAAGAAUCUGUGGCUGACCUUGAUGACCAGCACAAUGUCAGCCAGUGGCGUGAGGUGCUUCCAGGAGAAGAAGCUCCUUUUGAGUUUGAAGCUAGGGAAAAACUCAGACACAGACACACCCAUGAGUUGAAGAUUCAUCAGCUUUUGGUGCGGGUGAAUGGGUGGGAACAAGUAAGUCCAGUGUCUGUCGAUAAAGUCGGCAUCUUCUUCCGAUGUGCAGCACCUGACCGAAACAACCAAUCUUCCAUGGUUGGAAGUCCCAUCAGCAAGACCAAUAUAAUACAUCCACAUGUAUAUUUCUCAGCACUUCCACCUGUACGGGUGGUGUUCUCUGUGACCCUUGAAGGGAGUGCAAGGAAAGUGAUAACAGUCCGCUCAGCAUUAAUAGUAAAAAACAAAUUGGAGGUACCCAUGGAAUUGAGACUGGAUAGUCCCUCUGCUCCAGACAAACCAGUGGUGCUGCCACCUGUGCUGCCAGGUGACUCAGUAGCAAUCCCUUUACACUUAACAUCAUGGCGUCUACAAGCAAGACCAAAUGGAUUUGGGUUGUUUUUCUGUAAAGCACCCAUCCAUUGGACUAGUGUUGCAAAAACAGGUGAAGUGAACAGCAGCAAGCGAGAGUGUCAUUCGUCAGACUGUGAUGACAAUAGUUGCUUCAGGUAUUGUGUGGCAGUUAAGAAAGAGAACUACCCUGACUACCUACCCUUAAAUUUGAUGUCUGGCAAUGCUAUGCAGGUUUACCGACAACCAGGUCACACCAUCUACUUGCUGCCUACCCUUGUUUUGACAAACCUGCUUUCCUGUGAGCUUUCCUACUAUGUUAAAGGCACUCCCAUCAAUGGGUCAUUAAAACGAGGGAAAGAGGCUGUACUACACACAGCUGACACAUCUCAGAACAUUGAACUUGGAAUUACACUUGAAAACUUCCCCAUGUGCAAGGAACUGUUAAUACCAGCAGGAACCACAAACUAUCAUGUUCGAAUGCGUCUCUACGACACUAAAAAACGACUGUUAAACCUGAGCAUUCGGAUUGUGUGUCGGGCUGAAGGUUCUCUUAAAAUACUCAUUUCUGCACCUUACUGGCUCCUCAAUAAGACAGGACUGCCACUCAUUUUUCGACAGGACAAUGCAAAGGCUGAUGCAGCAGGGCAAUUUGAGGAGCACGAGCUUGCACGAAGUCUCAGCCCCCUUCUGUUCAGCUUUGCAGACAAAGAACAACCUAAUAUGUGUACCAUGAGGAUUGGGAAAGGAAUCCAUCCAGAUGCAAUACCUGGAUGGUGUCAGGAGUUCUCUCUGGAUGGAGGCAGUGGUGUCCGAGCUGUGAAAGUGAUUCAACAUGGGAAUAGACCAGGACUUAUUUAUAGCAUUGGAAUUGAUAUCCGGAAAGGGAGAGGCCGCUACAGAGAUACCAACAUUGUGACAUUUGCACCCAGAUACCUACUGGACAACAAAUCCUCUCACAAACUAGCUUUUGCCCAACGGGAGUUUGCUAGGGGCUUGGGGACACAAAAUCCAGAUGGUUACAUUUCAACUCUCCCUGGUGCCAGCGUGGUUUUCCACUGGCCAAGGAAUGAUUAUGAUCAGUUAUUAUGUGUGCGCUUGAUGGAUGUUUCCAACUGCAUUUGGUCAGGAGGCUUUGAGGUGAACAAGAAUAGUUCCUUCCACAUAAACAUGAGGGAUACACUAGGGAAUUGUCACCUUCUACGGGUAGAAAUCACUCUUAAAGGAGCAACAUACCAUAUUGCAUUUAGUAAUUCUGAACAGCUGCCACCACCCUUUCGCAUUGAUAACUUUUCAGAGGUGGCUAUUAUUUUCAAUCAACAUGGUGUGGCAGAGCCAAGACUUAAGACAGAAGUAAAGCCAUCAGCGUCACUGGAUUAUGCCUGGGAUGAGCCUGUUCUUCAGCCUUUCAUUACGCUAUCAGUAAAAGGGGCAGGUUCAUCAGAAAUUACCUGUGAUAUGAAUGACUUCAAAGAGUCUAAACAGCUUUAUUAUGAAAAUUUCAUCUACAUUGCUGCCGCCCAUACCUUCUCUAGGCUUGGAGAAUAUUCUGGAAGGCCUGCUGCUCAAGGUUCAGAGAAGAAAAAUAUUAGAUUUGCAGAAUUAGUUCUGGAUGUUGCACCCAAAACUGGAAGAGUGAUCCUAAAGAAAAAGGAACCAGGUAAAAGAUCACAGCUUUGGCGCAUGACUGAAAGUGGAAUGCUAUGCCACGAGGGUUCUUCUCCACCUCAUAAUCCCAACAAACCCUCUUCUAAUAAACAACCAAAUUCUGGAUUGGUCCUUGAUAUUGCAGGCUUGAGUGCUGUCACCGACUGCAGGUUUGAACCACUGAUGGUGAGAAAGCCAGAGCGACGUCGCAGCACCACCCAGAGUUGGUAUUUCCAAGAUGGUCGUCUGAGCUGUGGCCAACCAAGAAUGGUAGUACAGGUAACCAGAGGCAUUUCAGGCUUGUACGAUGGAGCAGAAGUAGUACUUGGUCCAGAACCAACCUUUGGCUUCGAACCAGUUCCAGUUGAGCAGCAGUUCAUAAACCAGAAAAUGAGACCUGGUUCAGGAAUUCUUUCUUUACGAGUUAUUCCUGAUGGUCCUACGCGAGUGUUGCAGAUUACCGAUCAACAGCAUCGCAGAACUAAUCGCUCCCUCACGGGAACUGAGGAAUAUUCAAUAGCUGAAAUCAGUGAAAUUAGGAAGUUAAAGAAUUUGGAAGCUGAGCAAGAGUUAGAGAUUUUAGUGAAACUGGAUGGUGGAGUUGGUUUAUCGUUAAUCAACAAAGUCCCUGAGGAACUGGUAUUUACUGCUUUAAGAGGGAUAGAUGUUCAUUACACAAAGGUUGCCACUGGUCAGAUGCUAGAAGUCAGCAUCCAGGAUGUACAGAUUGAUAACCAACUUUUGGGAACAACACAACCUGUGAUCCUCUCCCUAACACCCAACACCCCUGAAAGUGAAGCAGAAACAGUUGAAUCUGGUCCUGCUGUUCAGAUCAACGCUAUGAAGAUCACAAGUAGGAGUGCACUGACUGAACUCUUCAAACACCUCAUGAUUACAGUACGGAAGUUGACAGUUCAAAUUGAAGAAAAGCUCCUGUUAAAACUAUUGCAUUUUUUCGGCUUGGGGCAGUUGGACCAAGAUGUAGAAAAGCCAGAUGAAAAUGCCCCUGAGCAGAACAGUGAGAAAAGUGGAACAGCAAAGCGCUAUUACUUUGAAAACCUCAAACUCAGCAUGCCACAAAUCAAGAUGAGUGUAUUUACUUCUAGCAAGUUACCUGUUGAACUCAAGGCUUUGAAGAGCAUGUUGGGAAUCCGGUUGAUCCGCUUUGAGGAUGCAGUUAUUCAUUUGGAUCCAUAUACCAGAGUGCACCCAUAUGAGACGCAGGAAUUUAUUAUCAAUGACGUUCUCAAACACUUCAAGGAGGAAUUGAUGAGUCAGGCGACUAGAAUACUGGGCUCGGUGGAUUUUCUCGGUAAUCCAAUGGGACUUCUGAAUGAUGUGUCCGAGGGCGUUUCAGGAUUGAUAAAGUAUGGAAACGUUGGAGGCCUAAUACGAAAUGUCACGCAUGGAGUCUCCAAUUCAGCUGCUAAGUUUGCUGGCACUUUAUCAGAUGGAUUGGGAAAGACAAUGGACACCAGGCACCAAGCUGAGCGGGAAUCCAUUCGCUAUCAAGCUGUGACCAGUGGUGAACACCUCGUGGCUGGAAUUCAAGGACUGGCUCAUGGUAUUCUGGGUGGCUUCACAAGUGUGAUUACUUCAACAGUUGAAGGAGUGAAAACAGAUGGUGGUGUUGGUGGUUUUUUCUCAGGUCUUGGAAAGGGCCUGGUUGGUACAGUAACCAAGCCAGUGGCAGGUGCUCUUGACUUUGCAUCAGAGACAGCUCAAGCAGUGCGAGAAACCACAACUGUGAACAACCACAGAAUGCUUAACCAGAGGAUUCGAAAGCCACGUUGUUGCAUUGGUCCCCAUGGUCUACUACCCCACUACUCAGAGAGGCAAGCAGAAGGGCAGGAACAGCUUUUCAGAGUGACUGACAACAUUCAGGCUGAAUUUUUCAUUGCAGUGGAACAGAUCGACAGCUAUUGUGUUCUCAUCUCCUCGAAGGCAGUGUAUUUUCUGAAGCACGGUGAAUAUGUUGAUAGAGACGCCAUUUUCCUGGAAGUCAGAUAUGAUGACCUGUACCAUUGCCUUAUCACAAAGGACCAUGGAAGGGCAUAUUUACAACUGACAAAAAAGGCUGAGAGUUCGAGCAGUGGUGUGGCCAUACCUGGGCCAUCACAUCAUAAGCCAAUGGUCCACGUCAAGUCAGAGAGUCUCGCACUUAGGAUCUCGCAAGAAAUUAAUUAUGCCAAAAGCCUCUACUAUGAGCAACAGCUCAAGCUACAAACCAACGAGAAUCAAGAGAAUCUGGAGCUGGACUCCUAGUUACCUCUCUAGUAGCUGACCACAAGCAACGAAGUACAAUUACAAGACCACUCAAGCCUCUAUUACAGUUUAUUGGAUAAGCAUGAGUGUUAUGAACUCAUUUCCUUUCAACCUCAUUCCUGAUGCCUAUUUGAAGCAAUCAGGUAGAGAAGUAAUUAUAUGCUUGAUUUUGGGGGUAGUUUAUUAUAGAAACUCUGAUAAGGAGCGGGUUCUGUUCAAAAUGUAUUUUACUUUUUAUAUAUUGUAUUUACAAAACAAAAUUGUGACAGAGGAGUUCUUUAUAUUUUACUAACCUGUACAUACCUGUAAUAUUACUUCCUUGUAAAUAUUUAGAAAGAUCUCGCAAAAACUGUUAUGUACAGAAGCAGCAUUCAAAACCAGCUGCAGCAUAAUAGAGCAAAUUACUUAUUGCACUAGUACUGUUCAUAAAAGUAUUUGGUUUUUCAGGGCAAUCUAAGCUCUGAAGAGUAGUCAGGGAACUUACUUCCAAAAAGACCUCCUUGCUACUUUUCUCAGAUCCUUCCUUCUUUCCUUCCCAUCUCUUUGUAUAUAGAAACUGACGGGCAAGAAUUGUUGGACUGUGCAAGGAAUGAAUUUUGUGCGGGAGCAAUAUGUUUGCAGCUUGGCAUAGAAAGUGUCAUGUUUUCCAUAAUACAAUUUCAGGAUGUUACAGUUAUGAUAGUACCUAAAAGUUUAAAGCACAGUGAGGUGGCUCAGUCUUAGGUGAGGAGUGACUGAGUUAGGAAGAGCACUGUAUGGCAGUGGCUGAAAAUUUCAUUCAAAGACUAUAAUUCUGUCUUCCUUCUCUUCAGUUGGAGUGAAAUUGAUGCCAGUUUGGUAUUAUGAUUUCACCUCAAAGAAGCAUAGAAUAGAAACAAGUGAAAUGGUAUCCGAUCGUAGAAUAUAGUUGCCCGUUGAGAAAAGCUAUUGAAUAUGUUCAGAUUCUAACUGCAACUGGAGCAAGUUUGUGACAGGGCAAGGAUCUCUGUAAUUGUUACUGCACUGAAAAUUAUUGUAAGUAUAUUUAAAGUAUGUAUGUAUGCACUGAAGUCAGAGCCUCUAGCUAGGUAUUUAGAGGUUUGGAGUAAAGGAAGAUAUAGAAAGAUUAGAGUGCAUCCACAAUACAAUGGGCCCAUAUCUUUACACUGUUCACAUAUGUUGAAUAAGAUUUCAUUGCAUUUUUUCCCCCAUUAUGUCGCAAGGAAUCACUAUGUACAAUCAGUUUAUUGAUUGGUAUGAAUGGGACAGCCUGUGGUCUUUGAAAUGGAGAGAGAGGUUUGGUGGCUUCCUGAUAAUUUGGAAUUGAAUGGAACAGCCAAUGAUGUCACACGUGUAAGCAUCUAACGUGACAGCUCCAUUUUGCAAACUGGACAGAAGAUGGCUUUCUUUGGGAAAAACUGAGCGAGUUCAGUUUCCACAACAUGUUGCAUAGCAGAUCUCUCUAAUGGUCUUUGAGAAUCACUGAUCAUUUUACUUGAUGAAGCACCUUGUCUAGUUUGUUGAUCAGUUCCAUCAAGUAGAAAAGCAUUGGUAAUUGUUAUUUCUGCAUUGCUCUGAAAUCAAUCUCCGAGAUUAUUAUCUACACUCUUCCAAACUGGGGCCAGGUGGAGAAGACUGCUAUUUUCCUGGGAGUGAUGUGUGACAGGAUAUUCUUUUUUGCCCGAUGUGGUUGAUUUUUGUGCAAUUUUUAUUAUCAAAUAAAAUUAAUUAUCACAAAAGGAAAUGUGUAUGUAUAUUAUUCAUUUUGUGGCAUUUUAUGAUUGCCAUUAAUACUGACUUUGUGCUAAUAAUGUACUUACCAUCUUUUGGAGCUUAAAUG
Mobula hypostoma (lesser devil ray) is the source of this 15166-nucleotide messenger RNA. RefSeq names its product vacuolar protein sorting 13 homolog D (gene vps13d). Gene Ontology annotation, molecular function: protein binding. Lineage: Eukaryota; Metazoa; Chordata; Chondrichthyes; Myliobatiformes; Myliobatidae. The record is from RefSeq and is a predicted model, not a curated record. Bases 127 to 13347 code for a protein of 4406 amino acids. Gene Ontology annotation, biological process: protein targeting to vacuole; mitochondrion organization; protein retention in Golgi apparatus. Gene Ontology annotation, cellular component: extrinsic component of membrane. The transcript is spliced from 69 exons.